This is a messenger RNA of Papilio polytes (common Mormon), 1911 nucleotides long. Its product is annotated as proton-coupled folate transporter-like. The transcript has 7 exons. Bases 206 to 1735 code for a protein of 509 amino acids. Gene Ontology annotation, molecular function: transmembrane transporter activity. The record is from RefSeq and is a predicted model, not a curated record. Gene Ontology annotation, biological process: transmembrane transport. NCBI's taxonomy places the organism in Eukaryota, Metazoa, Arthropoda, Insecta, Lepidoptera, Papilionidae. Gene Ontology annotation, cellular component: membrane.
GUGACAUUAUAAUUUUUGAUUUUGAAAACAUUUAAUUUAAAUACGUUUCUUAACAAUGGUACACCCUGUAUAUUGCAUUUGAUAUAUUUCGUUUUGUUUUUCUAUCAAGCUUCAUAUUCAACACGAUAAGUUGUUACCUCAGAAACUGGUAAACACAAACUAUCAUUAGUGCGAUUGACUCUCAUUCCGUACAAAGUAUUGAGUAAUGUCUGGAACUAAAGAGAAAACUGUUAGUCCAGAAGAGCAACCUUUUGACGAAAAGAAAGAAAUCAAAGAUGAUUUUGAACGUAAGACUUUCUUCGAAAAAUUAUGUGCUAUCAAAUCAAAUAUUACCGUCGAACCGAUUUUGGCUGGUCUAAUUAUACCAUCAACAUUAUCUCGUCUUGCUGUACAAAACUUAAAUCUGGACAAAAGUUGUCGAGUAAAACUUAACUUUGGUGAUGAAAUUUGUGAUGCUUUACUACAGAGAAAUGGUAACCUAACUCAUUACGAAGGUGAAGUACAGAAAGUUAUAUCAUCUAUAGAAGCAUGGAAGAGUAUCAUACAAACAGCUAUACCAACAUUACUAGUUAUAUUUAUGGGUGCGUGGAGUGAUAGAACUGGUAACCGAAAAAUGUGCAUACUUUUACCUAUUUUUGGCGAAUUCCUUGUGUGUAUUAGUAAUCUCAUUAGCACCUUUUUCUUCUAUCAAGUUUCUGUUGAAGUGACGAUGUUUCUCGAAGCAUUAUUUCCAGCAAUAACAGGAGGAUGGGUUAUGGUCUACUUGGGUGUAUUCAGUUAUAUAAGUGACAUCACAAGUGAAGAAUCCAGAACUUUUAGAGUUGGACUUGCGAAUUUGUGUAUGACCGCUGGUAUCCCUAUAGGCACAGCUCUCAGUGGAAUUUUGCUAAAAUUGCUAGGCUAUUACGGAGUUUUCUCGAUUACUGCAUCGAUAUAUGUGAUAACAUUAUCAUACGGUUUAUUUUACCUUAAGAAAAACUCUAAGCUAAGUUCCGGUGAGAACGAAGAGAAAAAGCCUAUAACAAUAUCAGAACUUGUUACAUUAAUUAAAGAAACAGUUUUAGUUGCUUUUAAGAAACGAGAUGGUAAAACAAGAAGAAAAAUUCUCAUAACGCUAUUGACAGUUGCUAUUGUUUAUGGACCUAAUCAUGGUGAGAGAAUUAUAACAUACAUGUUCGUGAGAUACCGCUUAAAAUGGGACGCUGUAAAAUAUAGUCUUUAUUCGACAUACAGUAUCAUCACGCAUUCGUUUGGUGCACUGUUUUCUAUAACCGUCUUCAGUAAGCGAUGGGGCUUUCAUGAUUCUUUGCUCUGUCUCAUCUCUAUCACCAGCAAGUUAGCUGGUUCAGUCUUUAUUGCGUUCGUCAGAACUGAUUUCGAAAUGUUUAUGGUACCCAUAGUGGAGAUAUUAAACGCGUUAACAUUCACAUCACUAAGAUCGAUGAUAUCCAAACUGGUGUUGAACGAGGAGGUUGGUAAAAUGAACUCCUUAUUCAGUUUGGUGGAAACGCUCGCAGCUCUAGUCUUCGACCCGACGUAUUCCACUCUUUAUGCCAAAACGUUACCGAUAUUCGCAGGGACUGUCUACAUAUUCAGCGCUGUCAUGACUCUACCGCCGAUCUCAUUGUUGAUUUGGUUGUUUACUGAGCAUCGUAGAGAUAGAAGACUUAAAAGAAUGCAAUCAGCUUCUUGUGACAUUAUGCAGGCUACAAAUGAAAAGAUGAACUCCAAAUAGGCAGACGUUACCAUACUUAAUUUUAGGCAUGUUUUCUUCUGCAUGAGAAGGACUGACAUCUCUGGAACAUGGGCUUGAUUAUAAGUUGAUAUUGGUUUUCAUAAACAAACAAGGCCAAUAAAGAUGUAUCCUUAAUAAAACUUUCAUUCCAUUGUAGUUUUAUUUUAAGUAUUUUG